AUGGUCUCAGCAGGUUGUGGCUUUUAUAGGAGGUGGAACAUUCACCUAAAGGAGGAGAAACUCCAUCCACAGAGCUGUCGAGAUGUGGACAUCAUGCUGGAGUACGACUUUGCAGUGAUAGAGCUCCUGUGGGCAAGCCAACCUGAAAGAAUUGGAAGAAGACCAUUCCUGGGUCAUGGAGACCCAUUACUCGAACACUGGCAUGGAAAUGUAGCCUGGGCUGGAAGGCUGGCAUUCCAGAGGCUGAAACAGGAGAACAACUCACUGACAUUUCCUCCUUCUUCUGGGAAGUCAUUUAUCAUGGGAGCAGACGAAGCCCUUGAGAGCGAGCUGGGGCUUGGAGAAUUAGCAGGCCUUACAGUGGCCAAUGAAGCAGACUCUCUAGCUUAUGAUAUAGCAAAUAACAAAGAUGCCUUGAGGAAGACGUGGAACCCUAAGUUUACAUUAAGGAGUCACUUUGAUGGCAUCCGUGACCUUGCUUUCCACCCUAUCGAGCCUGUGUUAAUAACAGCAUCAGAGGACCAUACGAUGAAAAUGUGGAAUCUACAGAAAACAGCCCCAGCCAAAAAGAGUACUUCUCUAGAUGUGGAGCCUAUCUCUACAUUCAGGGCUCACAAAGGGCCCGUGCUGUGUGUGGUCAUGAGUAGCAAUGGCUAACAGUGCUACAGCGGCGGGACUGACGGGCUCAUCCAGAGCUGGAGCACAACCAACCCCAACGGCGACCCCUUAGAUCCUUCGGUUCUAAGAGGCCCUCUGCUGGGUCACACGGACGCGGUGUGGGGGCUGGCCUACAGUGUGGCACACCAGCGCUCGCUGUCCUGCUCAGCAGACGGCACUCUUCGCUUAUGGAAUACAACUGAGGUUGCUCCAGCACUGAGUGUUUUUAAUGAUAACCAAGAACUGGGAAUCCCUGCUUCUGUGGAUCUGGUGAGCAGUGACCCGAGCCAUAUGGUAGCAUCGUUCAGUAAGGGAUAUACAAGCAUCUUUAACAUGGAAACACAGCAGCAAAUUCUCACAUUAGAAUCUAAUGUCUAUUCAACAUCCAGUUCUUCCUGCCAAAUAAACAGAGUCAUCAGUCAUCCCACCCUCCCAAUCAGCAUCACUGCUCAUGAAGACAGGCACAUCAAAUUCUACGACAACAAUACAGGCAAACUGAUCCACUCGAUGGUGGCCCACCUAGAAGCUGUGACAAGCCUGGCAGUUGACCCGAAUGGCCUGUACUUGAUGUCUGGCAGUCAUGACUGUUCAAUAUGCUUGUGGAAUUUAGAAAGUAAGAUGUGUAUCCAGGAGUUCACAGCUCAUCGGAAAAAAUUUGAAGAAUCGAUUCAUGAUGUAGCAUUCCACCCUUCCAAAUGCUAUAUAGCCAGCGCUGGAGUCGAUACCCUGGCUAAGGUGUUUGUAUGA
This is a messenger RNA of Mus pahari (shrew mouse), 1404 nucleotides long. RefSeq names its product striatin-like. The record is from RefSeq and is a predicted model, not a curated record. Gene Ontology annotation, molecular function: armadillo repeat domain binding; protein phosphatase 2A binding; protein-containing complex binding. Gene Ontology annotation, cellular component: dendrite. NCBI's taxonomy places the organism in Eukaryota, Metazoa, Chordata, Mammalia, Rodentia, Muridae.